UCUCCCUCUCUUUCUCUCUCUUCUCCAACCUCCCCAGAACAAACAAAAACCCUCACAAAUUCAAACAUUCUCUCCCUGCUCCUCUCGUAAUACCCAAAUCAACAAUCACUCGCUACACUUUUCUCGAUUCGAUCAAUAUUACUGAAUGGAUCAGAUUCAUCUUCAUCAUCAUCAUCUUCAUCCCCAGCAUCAGCAGCAGCAACAUCAUCAUCAUCAUCUUCCUCCUCAGCCUCUUGGUAUUACCAUGAACGUCGAUGUGGGUAGUGGCGUCGUCGUCGACAGGUUGCCUCAGUGGAGCGUCCAAGAGACGAAGGAGUUUCUGGCGAUUCGAGCAGAGCUGGAUCAGAAUUUCAUGGAGACCAAGAGGAACAAGCAGCUAUGGCAACUCAUCUCUAACACCAUGAGCGACAAGGGUUACCUUCGAAGCCCAGAACAGUGCAAGUGCAAGUGGAAAAACCUCGUCACCAGGUACAAGGGAUGUGAAACAGCGGAGCCAGAAAUUGUGAGGCAGCAAUUCCCAUUUUACAACGAGCUUCAGGCGAUUUUCACGGCGAGGAUGCAGAGAAUGCUGUUGGUGGAGGCGGAAGGCGGAGGAGGGAAGAAGAAGACGGCGAACGCGUCGUCGGAAGACGAGGACGAGAACGAAGAGAUGAGCACAGGUCAGCUGGGAGAGAGAAGCUCGAGGAAGAAGAAGAUGAAAAGGAGCAAAAGUUACAGCGAGAAUUACAGCAGUAGUAACAAGCUGAAGGAGAUUCUGGAAGAGUUCAUGAGACAACAGAUACAGAUAGAGUCACAGUGGAUGGAAGCCUUUGAAGCGAGAGAUAAAGAGAGGAAGAUGAAGGAGAUGGAAUGGAGGCAGGCCAUGGAAGCUCUGGAGAAUGAGAGGAUGGUGAUGGAGCAGAGAUGGAGAGAGAAGGAAGAAGAGAGAAGGAUUAGAGAAGAAGCUAGGGCUGAAAGAAGAGACGCUUUAAUCACAGCUCUUCUUAACAAGCUCACAAGACCACAAAUGUAGUUAGUUAAUUAAUUAUAUUUAUAUUUUGCAGGAUUAAUUAGUUGUAGUUAUAGAUUAAUUAUAUAGUUAAUUAUAUUCUAGAACCCUCCUUUAUUCUUGAAAUAUCUAUCUAAGCUUCCUUCAUUAGCUAAUCAAUUUUUUCUUUGAUGUC
Messenger RNA from Neltuma alba, 1163 nucleotides. RefSeq names its product trihelix transcription factor GT-3b-like. The coding region runs from base 146 to 1012 and encodes 288 amino acids. NCBI's taxonomy places the organism in Eukaryota, Viridiplantae, Streptophyta, Magnoliopsida, Fabales, Fabaceae. The transcript is spliced from 2 exons. The record is from RefSeq and is a predicted model, not a curated record.